AUGGCGGGGCCCGGGCGCUGGGCCCCCCUGCUCCUGUGCCUGCUGCAGGCCGCUCCAGGGAGGCCCCGUCUGGCCCCUCCCCAGAAUGUGACACUGUUCUCCCAGAACUUCAGCGUGUACCUGACGUGGCUCCCGGGGCCUGGCAGCCCUGAGGAUGUGACCUAUUUUGUGGCCUACCAGAGCUCUCCCACCCCCAGACGGUGGCGAAAAGUGGAAAAGUGUGCUGGAACCAAGGAGCUGGUGUGUCCCAUGAUGUGCCUGAAGAAACAGGACCUGUACAACAAGUUCAAGGGGCGUGUGCGGGCAGCCUCUCCCCGGGCCAGGUCCCCCUGGGUGGAGUCCGAGUACCUGGAUUACCUUUUCGAAGUGGAGCCGGCGCCGCCCGUCCUGGUGCUCAACCUGACAGAGGACAUCCUGAGUGCCAAUGCCACGUACCAGCUGCCCUCCUGCAUGCCCCCACCAGAUCUGAGCUACGAGGUGGCAUUCUGGAAGGAGGGGUCCGGAAACAAGACUCUAUUCCCAGCCACCCCCCACGGCCAGCCAGUCCAGAUUCCCCUCCAGCCAGCCACCAGCGAACGCCACUGCCUCAGUGCCAGAACCAUCUACACCCUCACUGUCCCCAAAUACAGCGAGUUCUCUAAGCCCACCUGCUUCUUCCUGGGGGCCCCAGGAGCCAGCUGGGCAUUCCUUGUCCUGCCGUCACUUCUGCCCCUGCUGCUAGUAAUUGCCACAGGGGGUGUCAUCUGGAAGAGCCUCACAGGGGACCCCUGGUUUCAGCAGGCAAAGAUGCCACAGGCUCUGGACUUUUCUGGACACAGACACCCCGCGGCAGCCUUUCAGCCCAGUGGACCAGAGUCCCUGGAUGACUUGAUCCUCUGUCCGCAGAAGGAACUGGCUGGAAGGGUCAGGCUGACCCCUAGAGUCACGGCCCCGGCUACCUUACAGGCAGGAUCAGAGAAGGACGGUGCUGAGGAUGAGGAGGAGGAUGCGGAGGAUGCGGAGGAUGGCGUCAGUCUCCAGCCCUACAUCAAGCCUCCCCCUUUCCUGGAGCAAGGGCACUGGGUGCCAGGGCGCCCCGAGGAGGCAGAGCGGCUGGACUCAGGGAGGCCCUGGGCUCCUCUGGUCCAGGGCGAAGGCUCCUCUACUGGGGACUCUUCAGACCGAAGCUGGGCCAGCACCGUGGACUCCUCCCCCUGGGACGAGCCUGGGUCCUCUGGCUGCUUGGCCAAGAACGGGCCAGACCAAGGGCCGGGACAAGACGGGCAUGGGGAGCCCCUGCCACCACCUGAAUUCUCCGGGGACUCGGGCUUCCUGGAAGAGCUCCCAGAAGAUGCCCUCUCCCCCUGGGCCGCCUGGGGCUCCUCAUCACCAGGGCUGGAUCUGGUCCCUGGGGAUCCCCUAGUUUCUCUGCGGACACUGACCUUCUGCUGGGACAGCAGCCCUGAGGAGAAAGAGGAGGAGGAAGAGGAGGAGGAGGAGGAGGAAGAUGACGAGCGCAGGAGGGAAUCAGAGAUUGAUGACGGCGGUGCUGGCACCUGGGGGGCUGAGAGCACUCUGAGGACCAAGGAAAGGAUGCUGGGCCACUACAUGGCCAGGUGAGCUGUCCCCAGCUUCCCACCAAGUCUGGUGCUGCCGUCACAGCUACUGGGCUUCCCAAGGACCAGAGAAGACACCACUGAAACUCGAGAGCAUACGCACGUUCCCGAGGCAGCAGAGGGUCACCGUGGCACUUCAAGGACCCCCACCUAGAGGCUGUUUGUCAGUCGGGUCUGGC
Molecule: messenger RNA, 1774 nt
Organism: Propithecus coquereli (Coquerel's sifaka)
Lineage: Eukaryota; Metazoa; Chordata; Mammalia; Primates; Indriidae
Gene: IFNLR1
Product: interferon, lambda receptor 1
Exons: 7
Coding region: 1-1599 (532 amino acids)
Molecular function (GO): protein binding
Source: RefSeq, a predicted model, not a curated record